CCCUAUAUAAAAGGCGAUAUCGAAAACGUGGCGGCCCUGGCGUGUUUCCUGCCCCAGCACUCGCUUCUGGCGCAUGCAGCCAGCAAAAGCAUAGCCUUUGAGAUCUGUUUCUGCGACUCAAUCAGAGCCGUCGGUAAGCCGUGGAUUUGGGCACCAUCGACUCGUAUUUACUAUUUGCAACUUUCACGGCCUAUGGGUGGGGCAGCUGUACAUCUAUCAUAGACGCGUGCGUCUAGCACAGCUGUGCAUUUGUCAUAGCUGUAGAUAUAUCAAAUAUGCACUACAGGACUAGGUAUGUCUGCUGCCAAUAAAGUCGCAGUUUCGCCCGAAAGGGCGAAGUAUCGAUAGCGAUAGCAAAUAAGUAGACUAGCUAUACGAAGUAAGAAGGAUAUUAGUUUUUAUCGGCCGUAUAAAUUUGUAAACAUUCGCUUACUAACUAAAUUAUGAAGCAAAUGUCAAGCGCGCACUAGCAAACAUGAACACAUCUCACUCUAUGACCGCGGGAACUCGCUGUCAAAACGCUGGAGAUCAUCAGAUCAUCAACAUCAUCAAGAUCACUUAGUAGCAGCAAAACCGCUAAUGCAUCAGCUGUGUUGAUGCUGACUGGUGUUUUCGAUCUCUCGCUAGCUCGGCCGCGUGCGCGCGUGCCCACGCCCUGAUCUGCACGGGGCUCCAGCUACCAGCCAGCCAGCCUUCGCUUCGCCCGUCUCGACGAACCACUAUCGUCCAACGCAGUCAUGAGCGACGAGCCAGCAAAGACCGAUUCGAAGGUGUCCCACGCCGUUGAGGAAACCAAGAGCGUCAACCGUGCCACAACGGAACCGUCAAGCGAGCAUGGCGCCACAGAACCUAGCGCCGAGCGUACCGCGAAGACAGCGUCCAGGGUAUCGCACGGCGACGAGACGACGACCGGCGCAGGGCAUCACGCGGUGGAGGCGGACGCCGAGAUAAGUGCCGAGCGCGCUGCCAAGAAGUCGAGCGCCGAGCUCACGGGGUCCGAGACCCGCCCCAAGCACGCCGGAAGAAAGCCGAGCGCCGACGGCUCGGGCUCGAAGAUGGGCGCCACGCGCGCCCGCAAGAAGUUGAGCGCCGGGAGUGCUGCAUCGGAAAUGAGAGACAAGCGCGCUGGCGGGAAGCCGAGCGCCGAGCGCCCUGGAACGGAACCGUCCGCCGAGCGUGCCGCAACCGAGACCACCGCCAGGCCAGCUGCGGAGGAGCCCAAAGCCGAGACCGCGGCACCUAGGCGCGAGUCCAAGGCGGGCGAGAGCCCCAACGUCGGCGCCGGGGCCGCGCCGCAGCUGCCUGCAUCGUCCGACGGCGACGUUCCCGGGCGCAGAGGCAAGUUCAUCGAGGUCGCCGCGUUCGCGACCGUGGUCGCCAUCGUCAUCAUGAUCGGCAUCGCCAUGUUCAACUCCGCGCAUGGCCGCGUUCUCAAGGGAGCACGACAGCGCGCCGACGACGACCCACUGCAGACGGCCAUUUACCGGCGCGGCCGCUCGUGGCACGGGUACGGACCGCAGCUCCUGGUUUGCACGCUCGGGGAACGUCGCCGUCUCGGUUCGCCGGAGUCGCUGCCGCCGGACGGCCUGUGCGACCUGGUCCUGUACGCGCACGUCCGGUCACUCGGCGCCGACUUCGACGACGGGGCGUCGGCUAACCUCCGAGCUCUGUGGACCCGCGCGAGCACGGCCGUCAAAACAAGGACGGCGUGGCGGCAAUCGACACGGCGCUGCACUUCCGGCAGCACAAUCUCACCACCGACAUCUGCGUCUCGAUCACGCUCAGCGGCCACCGGUUCUCAAUGACAGACGCCGCCUCCGAGGGCAAGGAGCUGGACGCCACCUGCGUGAGCGCUUGGGCCGUCGAGUACGGCGACGUCUGUGCCAUGGGCACGAGCAGCGUCGUCAGUGACGGCUACAACGUCACGCCCAGCGACGUCGCCGAACCGACUGUAAAGUUCGCCGGCGAAGGCGUGCUGGUCAAUCGCAAGGAGGCCAAGUUGUUGGACGCGUUCGACGACGUCGGGACCCUGGCCGAGAAGCUGCGCACGGCCAAGCUGGCGCUGUCGCUGUCUGCGCAACCGCACUGGUCCUUCUGCCUGGCCGCCUUCAACGUGGAGCACGAGGACAGCGAGGGGGCGUGCGGGAACAACUUCGAGAGGCUAACCGUCGCCAGAAGCUUUCUGCACGGCGAGCUCCGGUGGCACGAUGACUGACCGCCGUCUCUUCUCCCCCGACGGAUAUUAUUAAAAACGACAUUCGAAAACGUAUUUUGCCUCGGAAUGUGAGAGAGGCACGUCAUUUUAUCCGAUUUGUAUAGGAAAUAUUUGCACAGUGGUUUGUAAUAACGGAAGAC
Messenger RNA from Dermacentor silvarum, 2355 nucleotides. RefSeq names its product transcriptional regulatory protein AlgP-like. The record is from RefSeq and is a predicted model, not a curated record. The transcript has 2 exons. The coding region runs from base 738 to 1805 and encodes 355 amino acids. NCBI's taxonomy places the organism in Eukaryota, Metazoa, Arthropoda, Arachnida, Ixodida, Ixodidae.